CCACCCUCUGGGUCUUCCUGUGUGCGCCCACUUUGCCGCCAUGGGAAACAGUGCCUCCUCCGGCCGCGGGCACCAUGAAGAGAUGGUCGACUUCGGCUAUCUCACCCCACAAGGGAUCUACACCGGUCCUCGGGAUUGGAAUCAGGCUGUUGUGAACCAGCUCAUCGUCGACCGCAAGCUCGCUCCAUUCUACCGGCCACUAGAAGACUACGAGGAAGACUGGGAUGACGAGCAGAUUCUCGCCGCUCGAAAGGAGCCGCCGGAGGUCGAAGGCGGGGAGACCUCUCGUGCCGAGUCGAUCAGUUCAGCGGUCUCUCGCGGACACCAGAAACGGCCCAGUGCCGUCAAGGAACCCACACGACAUCCUGAGGCUGCGAUAUAUAGAGGUGCAGCAGAAUGCCCCAUUUGCUUCCUGUACUAUCCUCCAAACAUCAACCACUCGCGGUGUUGUCACCAAGCUAUAUGCACAGAGUGCUUCGUGCAGAUCAAGAGAGCAGACCCCACCACUACGCAUCUCGUCUCGGAACCAGCGUCUUGCCCAUAUUGUGUCCAAGAGAACUUUGGCGUAGUAUACACCCCACCACCAUGGCGUGCGGGGCUUGGGAGCGAGGGCGCGACGCCACCCUCGUGGCCUGACUCACCCCGAGGGACUUCUCAGCAGUCUUUAGACGCUGCCGCCAAUCCCUCGAUGAAGCGCCGGAGAAAGAGCUUUGGUGCCAAUGAUCCCGAGGUGGUCACGGUCGACCAAAUACACCCGGACUGGGAGGCCAAAUUGGCCGCGGUGCGUGCUGCUGUUGCUCGGCGCGCCAACCGGCGCAUUAUCAUGCGCCAGGUCGGCGACCGUCUCAUCCCCGUAGGCGUUACCAGUGGUCGCGUGCAUGCACUCCCUCCGGAGGAGGGUGCCGCUGCCGAAGUGCAGGAAGGCAGCAGCGACCGUGGAAGCCGGCGGUCGCGGAGGCGGCAGCAGAACCAAGAACUUAACCAGUUCUUGGGGACCAUGGGCCUGGGCGGACAGGAUUUGGAAGAACUUAUGGUAAUGGAAGCCAUGCGACUUUCUUUGAUUGAGCAUGAAGCCCAACAGCGACGUCAAGAGGAAGAAGACGCGAAGAAGCAGAAAGAAGCCGCUGCACCGGCGACAGCGGGUAGCACCGUACUCGCGACUGCAGGGGCCGCUGCUGGAUCGACGGCCUCUGCUGCCUCUUCCCAACCGACUCCGAACAUUUCCACACCUACUGCCCUUCGGCCGUCAAAUGUCAACGCAAUCUCACGCUCUGCAACCCCCACUCCAAGUAUCCCGCCCGCCUCUCCUUCGCCCGCUCCUUCCGGCCCCUCCUCACCUCCCGCCCUUGGCAACGAUGACCAACAGUCGGGAUCGAGCCCUUCACCUCAUCAAGACGUAACCGACCAUGCAGUGACCGAGUCGCUCGCCCCUGUCGCUGAACCCGGACUUGCGUCAGCAUCAACUGCGCUGGCCCAGUCCCGCCCGCGGACACCCGUCUCUCCGGCCAGUCUUCCCGUCAUAUCUGAGCCCUCAUCGAUCGGACAGGAUUCGGGUAGCACGCCCUCUCUGCCUCCCAUCGCCCGGGUUUCGUCGUUGUCGUCUUCACUCGCGCCAUCGUCGUACGACGUUCUUCCGUCGACCCCCGACUCUACCCUGUCAAUGUCCAACAUUCCUCUGUUAGACAGUACGCCGGUGACGCCUGCCGCCGAGGGAGACUCUAGUUCCGCCCCUGCUAGUUGAGCGGCUACUGACCCCAGGGGAGGUUGUGUACACUACCCAUUCACUGUACGUAUGAUUCAGAGUGAUGUAUUCUGUCUAGAUUUCUAAUCAUCCGCACGUCUCUUUCUCCAACACGAACAUUCCAGCUGCUCGAUUGCUCUUGCACCUGUUAUCUUUCACGAACUUCUCACCGUUAUGGCAGUCCCACGUUUGCGCGCUCCGGCGAUCCUUCGACCAGGUCGGCUGAUCACACCCCGACCCAGUGCGCUGUAUUCCUCGUAUUCUCCCCUCUCCUCUCACGUCUUUGUCGACGAUGUAUAGAUCCACGUGAUGUCGCGCUGUUGUGUAUAAACUGC
Trametes versicolor FP-101664 SS1 is the source of this 2076-nucleotide messenger RNA. RefSeq lists its product as uncharacterized. Bases 41 to 1741 code for a protein of 566 amino acids. Gene Ontology annotation, cellular component: cytoplasm. NCBI's taxonomy places the organism in Eukaryota, Fungi, Basidiomycota, Agaricomycetes, Polyporales, Polyporaceae. The transcript has 6 exons. The record is from RefSeq and is a predicted model, not a curated record.